This is a messenger RNA of Eutrema salsugineum, 2937 nucleotides long. Its product is annotated as eukaryotic translation initiation factor. NCBI's taxonomy places the organism in Eukaryota, Viridiplantae, Streptophyta, Magnoliopsida, Brassicales, Brassicaceae. Gene Ontology annotation, cellular component: eukaryotic translation initiation factor 4F complex. Bases 222 to 2564 code for a protein of 780 amino acids. Gene Ontology annotation, molecular function: protein binding; translation initiation factor activity; mRNA binding. The transcript is spliced from 9 exons. The record is from RefSeq and is a predicted model, not a curated record.
UUUCUCGACUUCUUCUUCUUCUCAUCUCAACCCUUUUCUCCUCUUCUUCGCUAACGGCAGGAGAGAGAGAGAGAGAGACGCACAACGCCGAUACCUCUCCGUUGAUUCUCUCCGAAUCUCGGAUUCAGCGAUUCAUCGUCGCUGAAAAAGCUUCUAUCUUCUCUUCUUUCUCGUCGAUUUUUGUGGAGAUUCGAUUCGAUCUCGGCUGUUUAGAUCGAGGUAUGCAGCAGGGCGAUCAGACGGUGCUGAGCUUGAGACCUGGUGGCGGUCGAGGAAGCAGACUCUUUGGUUCCUCUUCUUCUUCUUCGUCUCUCUCUUUUGGCUCUCUUUCCUCUUCGGAUCUACCUCUCCUUCGCCCUCAUGGCGGUGCUCCUGCUUCCUCUUUUUCCUUCAAGGGUGGGGACUCUCGGUUCGAUGGCCGUGAACGUGUGAAGUACACCCGUGAGCAGCUCCUGGAACUUAAAGAGACCGUUCAACUCUCUGAUGAAAUUCUGAAAGUCAAACGGGAUACUGAGACAGAACUGUUUGGUGAGGCGGAGACUUGGGCACGUGGGGAAAGUGUCGCAAGCAACCUGGUUCCGGUGCAAUCUCCAGGCCGUUUUUCUGAGCCAGACACUCGCGAUUGGCGCAGCCGUUCUGCUGCUCAAGUACCCUCUGGGGAGGAAAGGUCAUGGGAAAACCUCCGUGAAGCUAGAGAUUCCAGGUAUGUUGAAGCGGGCCUAUAUAAUCGUCAAGACCAACUUAAUUCCCAGUUUUCGAGGGCGCAAAUAUCCUCCAACCAAGGGGGUGGACCAGCUCCUGUCCUCGUCAAAGCUGAAGUUCCUUGGUCAGCUAGAAGAGGAAACCUUUCCGAAAAUGAUCGUGUUCUGAAGACUGUGAAAGGGAUACUGAACAAGCUAACCCCUGAAAAGUAUGAUCUUCUCAAGGGCCAACUUAUUGACUCUGGCAUCACAUCUGCUGAUAUUCUUAAGGGUGUGAUAACCCUGAUUUUUGACAAAGCUGUCCUUGAGCCGACGUUCUGCCCUAUGUACGCGGAACUGUGCUCUGAUAUCAACGACAAGCUGCCUACCUUCCCACCUGAAGAGCCUGGGGCUAAAGAGAUUACAUUUAAGAGGGUUCUGCUGAAUAUCUGUCAAGAGGCGUUUGAGGGCGCUGCCAAUUUGAGGGAGGAGCUUAGACAGAUGAGUGCUCCAGAUCAGGAGGCUGAGCGGAAGGACAAAGAAAAAUUGUUGAAGCUCAAGACUCUAGGAAAUAUUCGUUUGAUCGGUGAGCUUCUAAAGCAGAAGAUGGUUCCAGGAAAGAUUGUUCAUCACAUUGUUCAGGAGCUUCUGGGAGCCGAUGAGAAAGCGUGUCCAGCAGAGGAAAAUGUUGAAGCUAUUUGUCAUUUCUUUAAAACUAUUGGCAAACAACUUGACGGAAAUAUGAAGUCAAAACGGAUCAAUGAUGCAUAUUUCAGACGCCUGCAGGAUCUGUCAAAGAAUCCUCAGUUGGAGCUGCGUCUGCGAUUCAUGGUUCAGAAUAUCAUAGACCUGCGCUCCAAUGGCUGGGUACCCAGGCGGGAAGAGAUGAAAGCAAAAACUAUAACCGAAAUCCAUUCUGACGCAGAGAAGAAUCUUGGUCUCCGUCCAGGUGCCACUGCAAAUAUGAGAAAGGGCAUGGCUUCUUCUAGUAGUGGGCCUGUGAGUCCUGGCCCUGUCUACCCUGGUGGGCGACCUGGUGCAGGUGGCUUGAUGCCCGGGAUGCCUGGGGCGCGAAGGAUGCCCGGGAUGCCUGGGGCGGACAAUGAUAACUGGGAGGUACCCAGGUCAAGAUCAAUGUCUAGACGCGAUGGGCCAGGACCUUCUCCAGCAAUGAGCAAGUCGACCUCAAUGAACACGAGGCUCUUACCUCAAGGCAGCAGCGGGUUUAUGAGUGGUAAGACAAGCGCCCUGUUGCAGGGCAGCGGUUCAGUGUCGCGCCCACCUUCCAUAUCAGAAUUUGGGCGACCUCAAGCGGCAGCUGCACCUCUGAACGUACCAGUUCCGGUGGAGAAACCGCAGCCUAGUGCUCCCAAGUUGAGCCAAGAAGUGUUCAAGAGAAAAACAAAGUCGCUUCUCGAGGAAUAUUUUAGUGUCCGACUUCUGGAUGAAGCUCUGCAGUGUGUGGAGGAGCUUAAGUCGCCUUCAUAUCAUGCAGAGUUUGUGAAGGAAGCAAUUUCACUGUCCCUUGAGAAAAGCCCGCCUGUUGUUGAGCCAAUUGCUAGACUCUUGGGGUAUUUGUUAUCAAAGAAUGUGGUGACACCCAAGGAUAUUGAAACUGGGUUCUUGCUGUAUGGUGCUAUGCUGGAUGACAUUGGAAUCGAUCUUCCUAAGGCGCCAAACAAUUUUGGUGAGAUUGUAGGGAAGCUGAUUCUCGCUGGUGGUGUGGAUUUCAAAUUGGUUAGAGAAGUCCUUGGGAAAAUGGAGGACGAUAGGUUCCAGAAGGCGGUGAUGGAUGCAGCUGUACACAUCUUGGAGUCAAGCGAGCAGGGGAAGUUCCUUUUGGCCUCACAGGCUGCAGACAUCGAGGCUUGUCGAAAUCUGUAAAGGAACCAAUGCUUUACGAUUUUGCUCUCUAGGUCAAGGCUUGGGCGAUGAAUGUUUGUGUUGUAAGCUUAAAGGAGGAGGAGUAAAGGAGAGUCUCAGAACUCAAAGAUAGUUUCCAACAAGAAAACUUUGGGGUUUGCUCUUCUUUAAGCUCUUUCAUUAUGACAUUAUUCUCUCACCGCUUCUUUGUUUUGUUGUGGGAAAGUGUUCAUUUCCUCCUUUUUCUUUUGUAUUCUUCUUUGACAUCUCUUUUUGUUUCCUUUUUGACCUUUGCAUUUUUUGUUUUACGGUCUCAGAUAUUAUUCAGUUGAUUGUUGUUCAGACUUGAGACCCCUAUAAACUCAGAUAAUUUUACAUUGGAAAUGUUUGAUCA